CGCUGUGCUUUUUGCUGUCUCCGCCGCGGUUAAUUUCGGCAUGGAGGAGUUUUAUGCUAAGUACGUGUCUCAGAAAAUCAGCAAAACCCGCUGGCGACCGGUACCUCCGGGAAGUCUGCAGACCGCGGAGAUCUUCGCUACGGGCUCUUGGGACAAUGAGGAAAAUUAUGUUUCACUGUGGUCUAUUGGAGAUUUUGGGAACUUGGACUCUGAUGGAGGGUUUGAAGGAGACCAUCAGUUACUGUGCGGUACCAGACACCAUGGUGAUGUUAUGGAUUUACAAUUUUUUGACCAGGAAAGAAUGGUAGCUGCUUCAUCAACAGGAUGUGUAACAGUUUUCCUUUACCGUCCAAAUAACCAGACACUGUCCGUCAGCCAGCAGUGGACAGCAGCUCACCACCACACCGGUCUGGGCAGUCCUUCCUGCAGCAGUGCGCCAUGUACGGGGGUUGUGUGCAGCAAUCCAGACAUUGUCACCGUCGGAGAAGAUGGUCGAAUCAAUCUCUUCAGAGUUGAUCACAAGGAAGCUGUGAGAACUAUAGACAAUGCAGAUAGCAGUACACUCCAUGCUGUAACCUUCCUUCGAACUCCUGAGAUUCUUACAGUAAAUUCAAUUGGGCAGUUAAAAAUAUGGGAUUUCAGACAACAAGGAAAUGAGCCGUCUCAGAUAUUAUCACUGACUGGUGACCGAGUGCCACUCCACUGCGUUGAUAGACAUCCCAACCAGCAGCAUGUUGUAGCUACUGGUGGCCAGGACGGAAUGUUGAGUAUUUGGGAUGUUAGACAUGGUACUAUGCCUGUGUCUCUGCUGAAGGCUCAUGAAGCUGAAAUGUGGGAAGUCCACUUUCACCCAUCCAACCCCGACCAUCUGUUUACUUGCUCUGAAGAUGGAUCCCUCUGGCACUGGGAUGCCUCCACAGAUGUACCUGAAAAGUCAUCGCUCUUUUACCAAGGAGGAAGAAAUAGUACUUUUUUGUCUCAUAGCUUUAGUAACCAGGCUGUUGUUCACCAGUCUCUUAAAAGCUCCUGGCUCAGCACUGAUCCUGCGAAAGACCGUAUUGAGAUCACAAGCUUACUUCCCAACAGGACUCUGUCUGUGAACAGUUUGGAUGUUUUAGGCCCUUGUCUUGUUUGUGGAACUGAUGCAGAAGCAAUUUAUGUUACUAGACAACUUUUUUCCUGAAAAUACUGUAAUUAUAAGAUUGCAAGUAAAAACAAACAGCCUUUCAAAUUCCAUCUUCUAUGCAAAUUUUUAUUAUUAGAAAAUGUGAAAUUUGCAGGGGAAGCAUUCGUAAACUGUUGUUAAUGGCAAUGCCUGGUUUGGGAUUUUGUUAGUUGGAUAGUCCCCUAACAAUUGCAGAAUCUGAUAGGUGACUGAUGGCAAAA
This is a messenger RNA of Rhinolophus ferrumequinum (greater horseshoe bat), 1386 nucleotides long. It is a transcript of the gene NUP43, whose product is annotated as nucleoporin 43. The record is from RefSeq and is a predicted model, not a curated record. Gene Ontology annotation, molecular function: protein binding. Gene Ontology annotation, cellular component: nuclear pore outer ring. The transcript is spliced from 8 exons. The coding region runs from base 41 to 1183 and encodes 380 amino acids. NCBI's taxonomy places the organism in Eukaryota, Metazoa, Chordata, Mammalia, Chiroptera, Rhinolophidae.